Molecule: messenger RNA, 876 nt
Organism: Manihot esculenta (cassava)
Lineage: Eukaryota; Viridiplantae; Streptophyta; Magnoliopsida; Malpighiales; Euphorbiaceae
Product: peptidyl-prolyl cis-trans isomerase CYP18-1
Exons: 5
Coding region: 152-634 (160 amino acids)
Biological process (GO): protein folding; protein peptidyl-prolyl isomerization
Cellular component (GO): catalytic step 2 spliceosome
Molecular function (GO): peptidyl-prolyl cis-trans isomerase activity
Source: RefSeq, a predicted model, not a curated record
AAGAUUGUUCCCUUUUUUUUUUUUUAUCAUCUAGAAAAUAAAUAUUUAUCUUAUUUUCUUUCUGUAGAAGGUUGUGAAGGUCCUGCACGGAGAGCACGCAGUCGAAAAUUCGAGCUUUCCUCUCCUGACCUGGGCAAAAAUACGCGACCAAAUGUCAGUUACUCUGCACACUAAUCUCGGUGAUAUUAAGUGCGAGAUCGCUUGCGAUGAGGUCUCCAAAACGGCUGAGAAUUUUUUGGCACUAUGUGCUAGUGGUUAUUAUGAUGGAACCAUAUUUCACCGAAAUAUUAAAGGUUUUAUGAUUCAAGGUGGAGACCCAACAGGUACGGGCAAAGGGGGGACCAGCAUAUGGGGCAAGAAGUUCAAUGAUGAGAUCAGAGAGUCUCUUAAGCAUAAUGCGAGGGGUACACUAUCAAUGGCCAACAGUGGACCUAACACUAAUGGAAGCCAGUUUUUUCUAACUUAUGCUAAGCAACCCCAUCUCAAUGGAUUAUACACUGUAUUUGGCAAAGUAAUACAUGGCUUUGAAGUCCUUGAUCUCAUGGAGAAGACUCAAACAGGACCAGGUGAUCGACCUCUUGCAGAGAUAAGGAUCAAUAGAGUAACGAUACAUGCGAAUCCUCUUGCUGGCUAGUUGCAUCUUUGAAUGUCUGAUUGGGUAGCAUUAUGACUACAUGUUGGCAUGUUUUUAACAUUAAUUUUGGGAUGGGAUUGGAUUGAUUAUAUAGAGAAAGUGAGACUGCUGGUGCUACCCGUAGUUUAAUGUAAAGCAGCAUUUUGGUAAACUAGAAAUUAAUAUUGUAACCUUUAAAGUUAGUGUUCUGUUAUGACAUAUUUAAAGCUUUCAAACUUUUAUGGUAUAAGAACUUAAUCGUA